CAUUUAACUAUACACAAGUGAAUAUUACAAUUUCAACAAGAAAGAAGGAGAAGAAGAUCAUAUCCAUCCGUGAGAUAUACAUACAUUUUCGGUUUGAAUGGAAGUGGGGCGGAAAAUGGGGAGCAUGAUGGGGGGCGUAGGACACCGUGGCCUUAAUUUGAAGGCCACGGAGCUGUGCCUCGGCCUUCCGGGAGGAGGAGGAGGAGGGGAGAGCGAGCCGGGGAAUAAGAUCACCGGAAAGAGAGGGUUCUCCGAGACGGUGGUCGACCUGAAACUCAACCUCCACCACCAGUCUCCGGCGUCCAACUCCUCUUCCUCUAAUAACUCUGUAGUGAUGGACGAUCUCAAAGAGAAGACCAAAUCUCCUCCCAUGGAAUCUAACAAAGAUCCCAUCAAGCCCCCUUCCAAGGCACAAGUGGUGGGGUGGCCACCGGUGAGGAACUACCGGAAGAAUGUGAUGGCGAACCAAAAGAGUAGCGAGGAGGUGGAGGAGGAGAAGGGCGGCGGUGGCGGAGGGGCGGCGGCCUUUGUGAAGGUGUGCAUGGACGGGGCACCCUACCUCCGUAAGGUGGACCUGAAGAUGUACGAGAGCUACAAACAGCUCUCUCAUUCUCUUGCAAAGAUGUUUAGCUCCUUCACCAUGCCUCCAGGUAAUAAUAAUAAUGAUAAGGAGGGGAUGAUGAUAGAUUUCAUGACUGAAGGGAAGGUGGUGAUGGAUGAUGAUGUGGUGAAGUAUGUGCCCACUUAUGAGGAUAAGGAUGGUGAUUGGAUGCUCGUUGGGGAUGUCCCAUGGGAGAUGUUUGUGAAUUCCUGCAAACGCUUGCGCAUAAUGAAAGGGUCAGAAGCAAUUGGGCUUGCACCAAGAGCUAUGGAGAAGUGCAAGAGAAGGAGCUAAUAAUAAUAAAUAAAUAAAUAAAUAAAUAUAUCGUCACAUGGCAUGGCCUGCAGAUUCAUAUUUCCUCUCCCAAUUCAAGUUGUGCAUGCAAUUGAAAGUUAAUUACUUAAAUGUGAUAAUUGUUUGAGCUUUAAUUUCUUUCUGUAAUUUUAUUUUAUUUAUUAAUUAUUCGAAUAUACUCGAUCAUAUAAAUAUAUAUCAUAUAUACUACUAGCUUUUAUCGAUGCACAUCAAGGUUAAUACAGACACACAUAGACAUUAAAUGUAUGUGUGUCCAUAUUAGCCUUAAUGUGUAUUUGGUGUCAAAUGUUUGGGAUCCUCCAGCAUUUUGGUUUUUGUAUUAGACACUUGUUGUAAUGGACAAGAAGUAGAACAACCUUAAUUAAUACGGAGUACUCCGUAAUUAAUUAAGCUCUACUUGAAUUGUGUAUCUGCUGGUUUGUUUAGUUUAAUUUAUUGCAAAUUAGUGGCUUGUUAAUUAAGUGUAACAUCUAAUUAACUACUCGUACUAUU
Messenger RNA from Cuscuta campestris, 1408 nucleotides. Lineage: Eukaryota; Viridiplantae; Streptophyta; Magnoliopsida; Solanales; Convolvulaceae. The record is from the annotation of a GenBank genome assembly.